Ostertagia ostertagi is the source of this 300-nucleotide messenger RNA. The record is from the annotation of a GenBank genome assembly. Lineage: Eukaryota; Metazoa; Nematoda; Chromadorea; Rhabditida; Trichostrongylidae.
AUGUCAUUGCUCCCUCCGUACAUCGAACAAUUGUCAGGCGAAUAUCACGAAAAAAUCAAAGAACAGGAGGCCACUGAGCGAGGAGUGCCAGUCGAAUGCGACAUGGCAGUGGGAACUAUCAGUCCGAUCAGACAAAUGAAACUUCUGCAUUGGAUCCUCCUUUUGGUGAUCUGCCUUGCUACGACAGUCUUGGCAGAAGAUACGGCUAAAUGUAUGCAACAAUGUCAGGCGAAAUAUCCGGACAUCAAAAACAAAGACGGAGUGAAGGAAGAGUGCAAAACGGAGUGCGACACGUCGUAG